Messenger RNA from Eimeria necatrix, 813 nucleotides. Its product is annotated as phosphatidylserine synthase, putative. The transcript is spliced from 3 exons. The record is from RefSeq and is a predicted model, not a curated record. The coding region runs from base 1 to 813 and encodes 270 amino acids. NCBI's taxonomy places the organism in Eukaryota, Apicomplexa, Conoidasida, Eucoccidiorida, Eimeriidae.
AUGCUGCAUUACAAUUGGCACAAAGAUUAUUCUUUGUCUUUGAAAGCUUUGGGAGACUCAGCAGCAAAGUCUUUUUCCUUCAUCAGUCCUGCUUCUCCCAGCCCCCCCCAGCAGCAGCAGCAGCAGCAGCAGCAGCAGCAGCAGCAGCAGCAGCAGCAGCAGCAGCAGCAGCGGACGCCCGCAGCGGUGGCCGCAGCCGCGUCCUCUUCGCCCAUGUGCGACUCCCCCAAGGAGACGCCAGCAGCAGCAGCAGCAGCAGCAGCGGACAAGGAGCUGCAGCAGCAGCAGCGGCAGCAGCAGCAGCAGCAGCGGCAGGAGCUGCAGCAGGAGCUGCUCAAACUCCACGAGCGGCAGCAAAUGUGGCAGCAGCAGCAGCAGCAGCAGCAGCAAAAAGAUGCGCGAUCCCCCCUCAAAGAAACUCUCAAACAAUUCAUGCCUUACGAACUGGACUGCCCGCGCAUGGGGGUGCAGUGCUGGCUGGACAUCGCGGUGAUCUCCACAGAGUCUCUUUUGAUUUUAAAAUUUUAUUUUCUCGAAGGGGCGCUGCAGCCCCACCCCCCCUGCCCCCAAUGGGUCAAGGUCGCUGCUGCUGCUACUGCUGCUGCUGCUGCCGAGGAUGAUCAGGCGGCUGCUGCUGCUGCUUACGUCAAUGGUGAUAAGGCUGCUGCUUCUGCUGCUGCUGCUGCUGCUGCUGCUGCUGGUGACGCUUUUUUGUCUCUUUUUGUCCCCUUUUGUCUUUUUUUAAUUUCUUUUUUAUCUCCCGUUGCCUUUUUAAUUUCCUUUUAUUUCUUUUUUGCUUUUUUGUUUCUGUAA